Messenger RNA from Chenopodium quinoa (quinoa), 2069 nucleotides. RefSeq names its product molybdenum cofactor sulfurase-like. The transcript has a single exon. Bases 257 to 1936 code for a protein of 559 amino acids. NCBI's taxonomy places the organism in Eukaryota, Viridiplantae, Streptophyta, Magnoliopsida, Caryophyllales, Amaranthaceae. The record is from RefSeq and is a predicted model, not a curated record.
AAUCAUGCAAGUCAAUUCAUCAAGUCAAGGUUCAAAACAUUGCUCUCAGCUCCACUAAGCAAUUAAUUCCAAAAGUCAAAAAGCAACCAUAUUGACUUAAUCAACGUUACACAAAAGCUCUAAAAAUAAAGGACAAAAUAGAUAUUAUAUUAAUUGAUAAGAAAAAACAUAAAAUGAUUGGUUAUAAGAACAAAGAAGAGCAAAAAAAAAUAACAAAAACAGAGGAAAAUCAAAAUAAUAACAAUAAUAGUAAAGCAUGAAAUCUUCAAAUGUAAAACUAAGAUCAAAUUUAUGCAAAUGUUAUUGUUGCUUAAAUCCUGUUAAUAGUUUUCCAAAUUCUUUUGAUCAUCAAAACUCAGCAAACGUUGAUUCUUCAACUUUUCAUUAUGACUUUGCAACUGCAACUACAUCAUCUCUUUACCCAAAUACACACUUCACUAACCCUGAUUCAAUCCCUACUUUACCGGAAUCAUUCCGGAGUUUCACAAGGUCAUUCCCUCAGUACUUAACCACCGUUGAAGCCGAUGAAAUCCGCGCCAACGAGUACCGCCAUUUAUUCCUUUCAUCUCAAGUUUGUCUUGAUUAUAGUGGUCAUGCCCUCUUCUCUUCCUUACAACAACAACAACAAGGUGAGUUUGUUGCCUCUUCUUCCUCUUAUACCGCGAAAAUAACAAGUUUUGAUAUUUUGCAUAAGGCUAAUGGAGUGGUAAUGUCAUCAAUGAUUGAGAGUAAGAUCAAGGAAAGAAUUAUGAGGUAUUUGAAUGUUACUGAGGAUGAUUACUCCUUGUUUUUUACUGCUAAUCAAACAUCCGCUUUCGGGGUUUUAGCUGAAUCAUACCCUUUCCAAUCUAAUAAGAAUCUUAUUACAGUAUAUGAUCAUGAAAAUGAAGGUGUAGAAGCUAUGAUUAAGACCUCAAAAGGCAGGGGAGCUCGAGCUUCACAAGCCGAGUUUAAGUGGCCUAAGUUAAAGAUUCAUUGCAACAAAUUAGAAGAAAUUGUGGUAGGUAAUGUUAAGAAGAAUAAUAAGAACAAGAAAAUGAACAAAGGUUUGUUUGUUUUUCCUGUUCAAUCAAGAGUAAGUGGAGCAAGAUAUUCUUAUCAAUGGAUGAGUUUAGCAAGGGAAAAUGGGUGGCAUGUAUUACUUGAUGCAAGUGCCCUUAAUCCUAAGGAAAUGGACACUUUAGGGUUGUCCUUAUUUCAACCUGAUUUUAUUAUUUGCACAUUUUAUAAAGUCUUUGGUGAAGAUCCCUCAGGGUUUGCCUGCCUACUAGUAAAGAAAUCGAUCUCUCCGACACUGGAUGUUUCGAGUUUUACAUCUUCCCCUGGAGUUGUGAGCAUAACACAUACAAAAGAUGAACAAGAUCACGAAGAGUGUGAAGUUGAGUGUAAGGGACUAGACCAAGCAGACAUGUUAGGCCUAGUUGUAAUUGGUAGUAGAAUAAGAUGUUUGAUUAAUUGGUUGAUUAAUGCAUUAUCAGCUCUUUAUCAUCCACAUUCCGAAAGAGGGGUACAACUUGUACAAGUUUACGGUCCUAGAGUAAAAUUCGACAGAGGCUCUUCCUUGGCCUUUAACAUGUUUGAUUGGAAAGGCGAAAGAGUUGAGCCAAUGUUAGUCCAAAAACUCGCGGAUAGGAAUGAUAUUUCGCUUGGUUGUGGAUUAUUGAAGCAUGUAUGGUUCUCUGAGAGGUAUGAAGUUGAGAAGGAAAGUGUUUUGAUGAAGGGGACUAAAGAAAGCAUUAGGAAAAAAUUCAAAGGGAAGAAAAAGGAGAGUUGUGAAAGUGGUAUAUCAGUUGUAACAGUUAAUAUUAGUUUCUUAUCCAAUUUUGAAGAUGUGUAUAGUUUGUGGAAAUUUGUUUCUAAGUUUUUGGAUGCUGAUUAUGUUGAGAAAGAGAGGUGGAGAUAUACAGCACUUAAUCAGAAAUCUAUUGAAGUUUAAAUGAAUUUAAUUAUGAAAUUACAACUUGUAUUUUGUAAUUAUGAGCUUUCAAAGUUAUAUCAACGAACAUUGUUACUCAUCAUUUAGAUAUUAGAUAUUUUUUGGUGUGUUUAUGUCUGUAUGACCACUUGAA